Oryzias latipes (Japanese medaka) is the source of this 3284-nucleotide messenger RNA. RefSeq names its product isthmin 2b (gene ism2b). NCBI's taxonomy places the organism in Eukaryota, Metazoa, Chordata, Actinopteri, Beloniformes, Adrianichthyidae. The record is from RefSeq and is a predicted model, not a curated record.
CAGGUUUCCACAUAAACCACCCAAAAGUCUUGAUAUUCUGGUACAAAUGUGGCUUUUUUUUUCAAUUAAAGUGACUUCUUUUGAAUGACGGAAUAUUCAUCUCAUGACCGCGCGUCAUCUAGCCCCCCACCCCCUCCCUCACGCACACUCGAUGCAGCUGUGAGCAAUCCCACCCCGAACCUCUGCGUGCGUAAAAGUUUGGCGCAGGUUUUACGCAAAGCGGUCGGCUGGGCAGAACGCGCGCUCGCGUACUGCAGAACCGAUGAAUGAACUUCAGCUUGAUAAUGGAUUAACCUAUUAAGCAAAAAAAAAAAAGGCACGCUGUGAACUCCAGAUGUCAUUGUGUUGGAAGAAAACACCCACCCACGACGAGUGAGUCAGUUCCAAAGUAGCUGAAGAAGAGCGCGCCGGUGCGGACGAGGUGAUCCUUCCUUGGUGCUUAAAAAGCUCCUUUCCUGCUGCUGGGUUUAUGGGGAAGAGAAGAGCGGAGCUCACCUCGUCAAAAAGACUGAUGGUUAUUGCGCCUGGCGCGGGCACCAGAUAUGGAUAACGCACGGAAAAGCUCUUGAUGCCGGUGCGCAUCGUCACAAGGUGCGAAAAAACAGACAAAAAAACCCGGGGUUGUCCUGAAGAAGCAGGAAAGCUCUGAAUUUUAGCGCUUCUUUCAAAGCAUUACAUUCCAGACUGAGAACUUUCCUUUACGGGGAACACGGAGGUGGAAAAACAUGCGUCAAGGCACUGCAAGAUUUCAAAUGCUGUUCGUGCUUUGGUCGAUCCUUUUCGUCGGUCUGGGUGUAGGAUUCCCAACCAGACGCAAGAACAUUGCGCACAAAGCUCACAGCCACUCCCUUCAUGGUGGCGAUGUCCAGUUGGGACCGGAGGCUUUGGAGCAGCAGAACCAGGUUCAGAGUCUUGAUCCUGAGCCUCACGGCCAGCAGAGAAGGUGGUCCCACCCACAGCACCGCUCCGUCAGCGUUCUUCCUCAGCCCCAACCCGAGGAGGACGCCAACCCCUUCGUCUUCGACAUAAACAACUUCCCGGACCUCGCUAAUGCGGACAUAAGCCUGCAGAACCCCAACAUACAGGUAAGCAUAGAGGUGGUGGAUGACCCCCAGAUGGAGGUGGAGAUGGACCUGGCCAAUGACAAAGACUGGCUGCCUCCCUCCUCCCCGUCAUCCACCGUCGAUUGGAUCGGAGGUCAGAAGCUCUUCUGGCCGCUCUUUUGGAGUUACACCGAUUCCAACGAGGACACCAGCAGCCGCUCGGAGGCAACCGGGGAAGAAGACGGCGAGGAGGAUUACUCCAUAGAUUAUGGCAGUGAGGAGCCCUUACCCAGUGGGGUGGGUGGAGACUGGGAUGCUCACUGGAACGAAGGCUGGGAUCCAGUGCAGAGCUACUACGAGAAGGACUCGGAUGAGUGGACUCCCUGGUCUCCCUGCUCAGUGACUUGUGGACACGGUGAGAAGAAGAGGACCAAGUCCUGCGGUUACUCCUGCACUCUGACCGAAGCUUCCCAGUGUGACCUGGACCCCUGUCCAGGCGAUGUCAACGCCGUUGUGGAACCUUUUCCUUUCGAGAUGGAGAACGGCACAGAGCCUUUUGGAACAGAUGUGGACAGCUGUGAAAAGUGGCUCAACUGCAAGAGCGACUUCCUGCAGAGAUACCUCCAUCAGGUCAUGUCCGAGCUUCCCAGUUGCCCCUGCUCCUUCCCAUUCGAAGUGGCGUACACCGUGGUCAGUGUCUACGACGAAAUCCGCGGUCGGCCCUUCCGCUGGCGUGAUGCCAGCGGCCCUAAGGAGCGUCUGGACGUCUACAAGCCUUCGGCCCGAAACUGCAUCCGCUCCGCGCUCUCCAGCGACUCGUCCACCCUGGCAGCGCAGCAGUGCUGCUACGAUGACCGCGGGCGGCUGAUCACGCGCGGGAAAGGUGCGGGCACGCCCAACCUAAUCAGCACGGAGUUUUCUCAAGAGCUGCACUUCAAAGUCGACAUGCUGCCCUGGAUCCUGUGCAAAGGGGACUGGAGCCGCUUCCAUGCCGUGCGGCCUCCAAAUAACGGACUGCACUGCCAAGAAAACCCCCACGAAGAUGUUUUCAUGAAUGAACUGGAAGAAGCCAGGGAGUACUGAGGGACGAGAGCCAAAACUACCAACAUCCUCAGAGUCAAAGGCUCCAAUCCUAAUUUGAGAAGGGACAGCCUGCCUUGAUAUUGUGAAAUAUAACCCCAAGCCACCUUUCAAUAAAAAAAAGGCAGGGUUGGAAAGAUUGUUCAGAUUUUAACUUACAGCCUCAAUAAUAUACAAAAACAAGAGAGGAAAAAAAUAAAGAUGAAGGAAAUUUGUUUAUUCACACGUCUGGCAUCUCAUCAAACUUUAUUUUCACAGUCAGCUGCGCUUUUGGAGCCUGUAAGAAUGUCCACAUACUGGCUUCUUCUCCUUCCUCAUGUAAGGCAGAAGUUAAGAUUAAAAUGACAGGAAUUUGAGUUAAAUCUCACACAUUUGAGGCUUUAGGAAAAGAAACAGAACGUCAGAAGAUCAAUAAAGCUGCUACAUGUUUCACUGGGAUGCACAUUUUAGUCGCCUUCAAAUUCUUAGACAAUCUGGGUUCUGGAGGAAGCUCCGCUCAUAGGAUCGUCCAGAGUUUUGUCAUCCAGAUUGGUUUCAUCAGGAAAACCUUUGAUCUGAAAGAUAAAAACCUGUUUUAAAUCCACCAAGCGAAGACGUUCUACAGUGGUGGCAUUGUUACAUUCUUCUCAGGGGAACAAAUUGUCGUUUCUUUUAUUACCUCGCCACUGAAGAUCUUUCAGGAUGUUGUAGAAAGAGGGUGGAGGCAUCACAUGUUGCGUGAUCGCUACAGACGGAUUUAGGAUUCGUCCCCCAUCUUUUUAUUUUUAUUUUUAGGAUCUCUGCCUCCAGAUGCUUAUUUUGGAAUCCAUGAUCAUAAAGGAAGGCACUUUAUUUUCCCACUAAAGUGUUUUGUGAAGGGAAAUGCUGCAUUGUUGCAUGAAGGUGCAUAAAGAGAAGCAUGCUACAUUUGUGAUUUCUGAAACUCGUAUUGCAUAUGUAAUGUUGUACAGUAUUUAUUUGUUAUUCUUUUUUUUAAAAGUUUGAAUUGACACUUAACAUGGUGCACUAAUGGACUGAAAAAUGAAGGCACCCAUUUACAAAGGGAAAACUUCACGCAACAAAAAUAUAGUUUUAUUCUGUGUUGAAUCUGUAAUAAGAAUUAGAAAUAUACAAAUACAUAUAUAUAUAUAUAUAUAUAUAUAUAAACAUUGCAUUCAUUAA